AUGAAUACACCUCCCACGACUGCUAUUCAUCACACUCAAAGUCCACCAUCAGAAGACAUGCUGAGACCUGGAGGAUUGCCUCCCAUCCAGCUACCACCACCUAUUGUACAUUUUUACAUUGCGCCUCCGCCAAUAUCACCAUAUCAAAACUGGCCAUUGCAAUCCUCAACAUCUACACCACCCAGUCCACGCACAUCCAGCCCAUCCAAAACAAACAUCAAAGAAAACAAUAGAAGGCUAUCGCACAGUGCUGUGGAAAAGAGAAGAAGAGAGAAGAUGAAUGAUAAAAUUGAGAGGCUAAAGACGCUGAUCCCAUCUUGUAAAUCCCAAUUUCCAACCACUGUACAACAACCCAUUCAUAAAUUGAGCGUCCUCCAAGCAGCCAUUGAUUACAUCCAAGAGUUGCACGAUCAGCUAGAGGCUAACUUACCCCAAGACGAUCCCAUUUUAAAGAGCUUAUCUGUAGUUACUAUGAAAAAGAACAAAUCGCAAUAA
Messenger RNA from Mucor velutinosus, 495 nucleotides. RefSeq lists its product as uncharacterized. Gene Ontology annotation, biological process: regulation of transcription by RNA polymerase II. The record is from RefSeq and is a predicted model, not a curated record. The transcript has a single exon. Lineage: Eukaryota; Fungi; Mucoromycota; Mucoromycetes; Mucorales; Mucoraceae. Gene Ontology annotation, molecular function: DNA-binding transcription factor activity, RNA polymerase II-specific; RNA polymerase II cis-regulatory region sequence-specific DNA binding; protein dimerization activity. Bases 1 to 495 code for a protein of 164 amino acids.